Molecule: messenger RNA, 6448 nt
Organism: Astyanax mexicanus (Mexican tetra)
Lineage: Eukaryota; Metazoa; Chordata; Actinopteri; Characiformes; Acestrorhamphidae
Gene: kcnt1a
Product: potassium sodium-activated channel subfamily T member 1a
Exons: 31
Coding region: 185-3841 (1218 amino acids)
Biological process (GO): potassium ion transport
Cellular component (GO): membrane
Molecular function (GO): intracellular sodium-activated potassium channel activity
Source: RefSeq, a predicted model, not a curated record
AAAAAGUAUGGGGGAAAGAAGCUGAGAAUUCAGAGCGGAAUAAAGUUGAUAAAGAUCCGGCUGCAGCUCAGCGACUCUGAUUACACAGUUCACAGAGUAAAAGUGCGGCUAGUCUCUCACUCAGUCUGUUAGCGGCUCAGCUCGCGCCUCUUUACGCUGGUCGGGUGGAGCGCGAGCGGGACGGAUGGAUUUGGGCGCGUGCUACACCAACCAGAGUUUUGUGGAUGAUGAGGGGAGCGCGAGGGCCAGCGCGAGGAGACUGAACCCUUGUGCAGCCAACGGCGUGGUGCUGAAUGUCCAGGGCCUCAGGACUGCCGUCGGCGAAUCCGACAUCCCUCCUCUUCAGUGUCGCGCCCGAUUCCGAGAGCUGUUGCUAGGAGACCAGCCAUGCCAGAGCGAAGACAGGGUGCACGUGGAGUUCUACGUGAACGAAAACACAUUCAAGGAGAGGCUCAAACUCUUCUUCAUAAAGAACCAGCGCUCCAGUUUGCGGAUCCGUAUCUUUAACUUCUGUCUGAAGGUUUUGACAUGCGUGCUCUACAUCAUAAGAGUCAUGACUGACAACCCGACUCAGCUCCGGAACACGUGUAUAAAGUGCAACAGCUCUACUCAGAAUAAUGAAAUUAACUGGGAGUUGAUAUUCUGGGUGGAUAGGAAGACUCCUGUGUGGGCCAUUCAGGUCAUAGUUGCAUCCAUCAGUUUCUUGGAGGCCAUGCUGCUAAUGUACCUUAGCUACAAGGGCAAUAUCUGGGAGCAGAUGUUCCAGGUAUCGUUUCUGCUGGAGAUGUUGAACACAGUUCCCUUCAUCAUCACGAUCUUUUGGCCAACCCUGAGAAACCUCUUCAUCCCCGUCUUCCUCAACUGCUGGCUGGCCAAGCACGCUCUGGAGAGCAUGAUCAACGACCUGCACAGAGCAAUCCAGAGAACACACUCCGCCAUGUUUAACCAGGUGCUGAUUCUCAUCUGCACACUGCUCUGCCUUGUCUUCACUGGUACGUGUGGUAUCCAGCAUCUGGAGCGAGCAGGGAGAAACAGCCUCUCUCUCUUUAACUCUCUGUAUUUCUGCAUUGUCACUUUCUCCACCGUGGGCUUCGGGGACGUCACCCCACAGAUCUGGCCCUCACAGCUGCUGGUUGUGGUGAUGAUAUGUGUGGCCCUGGUGGUGCUGCCUCUGCAGUUUGAGGAGUUGAUCUAUCUGUGGAUGGAGAGGCAGAAGUCUGGGGGCAACUACAGCCGUCACCGAGCUCAGACAGAGAAACACGCCGUGCUCUGCGUCAGCUCCCUUAAAAUUGACCUGCUCAUGGACUUCCUCAACGAGUUCUACGCCCACCCACACACACAGGAUUAUUAUGUGGUGAUCUUGUGUCCAUGUGAAGCUGACAGUCAGGUGAGGAGAGUUCUACAGAUUCCACUGUGGUCACAGCGAGUCAUCUACCUGCAGGGCUCCGUCCUCAAAAACCAGGACCUUCUUAGAGCAAAGAUGGAUGACGCAGAGGCUUGUUUCAUUCUGAGCAGCAGAAACGAGGCUGAUCGAAUGGCUGCAGAUCAUCAGACGAUACUGCGAGCGUGGGCCGUGAAGGAUUUCGCCCCCAACUGCCCUCUCUAUGUCCAGAUCCUCAAACCCGAAAACAAGUUCCACGUUAAAUUUGCAGUGGUGGGCUCGUUUCCCACUGCAGACCACGUGGUGUGUGAGGAGGAGUUUAAAUAUGCCUUGUUGGCUCUGAACUGCCUGUGUCCGGCCACGUCCACGCUGGUCACUCUGCUGGUCCACACGUCCCGUGGGCAAGAGGGUCAGCAGUCUCCAGAGCAGUGGCAGAGGAUGUAUGGACGCUGUUCUGGAAAUGAAGUGUACCACAUCCGUGUGAGUGACAGCAUGUUCUUUAGGGAGUACGAGAACAAGAGCUUUACCUACGCUGCGUUCCACGCACACAAGAAGUAUGGGGUAUGUCUGAUAGGGAUAAAGAGAGAGGAAAAUAAGAGCAUUCUGCUGAACCCCGGACCUCGACACAUCAUGGCUGCUGCUGAUACCUGCUACUACAUCAACAUCACCAAGGAGGAGAACUCCGCCUUCACCGUCCGACAGGAGGCUCGUCAGGGCAAGAACCGCAGCCACUGCGACAUCCUGAACAGCCCCUCUGGAUUACCCGUCCACAGUAUCAUCGCCAGCAUGGGAACAGUUGCAAUGGAUUUCCAGAACACUAGCCCUACUGGAGACACAGCAACAUUAGCCCCGCCCACACAGAACGGGUUAGGAAGUCGCCGGCCCAGCAUCGCCCCGGUUCUGGAGAUAGCAGACUCCGCCUCCUUACUGCCGUGUGACCUGCUCAGCGACCAGUCUGAAGAUGAAGCAGCUCACUCUGAUGAGGAUGUGCCCUCGGCCUCCGAGUGCAUGAAGGGUUAUCCUCCCAACUCACCCUACAUCGGUAGCUCACCCACACUCUGCCACCUUCUUCUACACAAAGCCCACUUCUGCUGCCUGCGACUCGACCAGGGUUGUGAGCACGUCAGCCACGAGGAUGCUAAAGCUUACGGCUUCAAAAACAAGCUCAUCAUCGUCUCAGCGGAGACAGCGGGAAAUGGCCUCUACAACUUCAUAGUUCCUCUGAGAGCAUAUUACAGACCCAGGAGAGAACUCAACCCUGUAGUGCUGCUGCUGGACAACCUCCCUGAUGAACACUUCCUCGAAGCCAUUUCCUGCUUCCCAAUGGUUUACUACAUGCUCGGAAGCAUCGACAAUUUGGACAGUCUGUUGCAGUGCGGGGUCCUGUAUGCAGAUAAUCUGGUGGUGGUGGAUAAGGAGAGCACUAUGAGUGCUGAGGAGGACUACAUGGCUGAUGCUAAAACCAUUGUAAACGUUCAGACCAUGUUCAGGUUGUUUCCCAGUCUCAGUAUCAUUACAGAGUUGACUCAUCCCUCUAAUAUGCGCUUCAUGCAGUUCAGAGCGAAGGACAGCUACUCUCUCGCUCUGUCCCGACUGGAGAAGAAGGAGCGUGAUAAAGGUUCCAACCUGGCCUUUAUGUUCCGCCUGCCGUUCGCUGCUGGCCGAGUUUUCAGCAUCAGCAUGCUGGAUACACUCCUCUACCAGAGUUUCGUGAAGGACUACAUGAUCCUGAUCACCAGGCUGCUGCUGGGGCUGGACACCACUCCCGGAUCAGGAUACCUGUGUGCAAUGCGAGUGUGUGAAAGUGAUCUGUGGAUCCGGACGUAUGGAAGGCUGUUCCAGAAGCUCUGCUCCACAAGUUCAGAAAUUCCAAUCGGGAUCUACCGCACCGAAUCCCACAUGUUCCUGCCAUCUGACUCUCAGUAUUCAGUCAGCUCAGAGGGGUGGUCAGACACCAAGGAAAAGGGGGAGGAGCCGAAAAUUCUCACCCGGAGCUCCUCGAGCAGUGACCAAUCAGAGAACCCGCUCCUGAGAAGGAAGAGCAUGCACUGGACGAGGCGUCUGAGUAGGCGGGCCAUGAAGAGGAGUGACUCCUCCUUUUUCUCCUCCCUGCCGAAACUUAGCGCCUCGCGCCGCUCCGAGAGGGAGGAGCUAACGGAACUCGUCAGAAACCGCAUGCAGCACCUGGGCCUGCACACAGGAUUCAAAGAUGUCACUAAUCUGACGGCCAGUGAUGUGAUGAACAGAGUGAAUUUAGGCUAUUUGCAAGGUGAGCUGAAUGACCAGCAGAACUCUCUCUCCUACGUGCUCGUCAACCCAGCACCGGAUACACAUCUCCAGCUCAAUGAUGUAGUCUUUCUGAUCCGGCCGGACCCUCUGGCUCAUGUUCCAGCAGAGCCCACCACACGUGGCCAGUGCAAAGAGUCCAGACCAGACACACCGGAGCUGAACCGGGUUUAAUCAGCAUAGACUUGACUGAACCGACCUAAAGCACAGCACAUCAAUCCCUGCCCUCUAAUGAUCAUGUGAAAAGUCCACACCUGCUGGUCCACAAUCCCCCUGACUCUGCAGUGCUGCAUCAUGACCAGCAGGUGGAGGCAGAGUUUAUUUAACUACAGUUUAAAAUUACAGGUGCUGCUUUUUAAUCAGAAGGGGGCGCCAGUGAACUUGAUAUCAGAGCACAACUACUUUACCUCACUUUUACUCACCAGAAACUGCUCUAUUUAGGUUGAUCCUAUCACUGUCCACUUUAUUAGACCCUUACUGAACACAUGUCCAAACAUUUGCUCAUCCUACAUUUCUUCUAAAGUCAACAAUAUUAUUUAAAUAUAUAGAGCUCCUUCCAUCACCAGAGCCACUGCAGUAUGAUGUUGGAACAUUGGUGUGAGGAAUAUUUAAUGGCCACUUUACUAAAAACCCCAACCUUCUACUUCCACACACAGGCAACUUUAUUAGAAACACAUACCUUCUACUUCCACACACUGGCCACUUUAUUAGAAACUCCUUCCUUCUACUUCCACUCACUGGCCACUUUAUUAGAAUACCUUCUCCUUCCACUCACUGGCCACUUUAUUAGAAACCCCUUCCUUCUACUUCCACACACUGGCCACUAUAUUAGAAACGCUUCCUUCUACUUCGAACACUGGCCACUUUAUUAGAAACCCCUACUUUCUACUUCCACUCACUGGCCACUUUAUUAGAAACCCCUACCAUCUACUUCCACUCACUGGCCAUUUUAUUAGAAACCCUGCCUUCUACUUCCACACACUGGCCACUUUAUUAGAAACCCCUACCUUCUACUUCCACUCACUGGCCAUUUUAUUAGAAUACCUUCUACUUCCACUCACUUGCCACUUUUUUAGAAACCCCUGCCUUCUACUUCCACACACUGGCCACUUUAUUAGAAACCCCUACCUUCUACUUCCACUCACUGGCCAUUUUAUUAGAAUACCUUCUACUUCCACUCACUGGCCACUUUAUAAGAAACCUUUUCCUUCCACUUCCACACACUGGCCAUUUUAUUAGAAACCCCUUCUUUAUACUUCCACACACUGGCCAUUUUAUUAGAAACCCCUUCCUUCUACUUCCACUCACUGGCCACUUUAUUAGAAUACCUUCUACUUCCACUCACUGGCCACUUUAUUAGAAACCCCUUCCUUCUACUUCCACACACUGGCCACUAUAUUAGAAACGCUUCCUUCUACUUCGAACACUGGCCACUUUAUUAGAAACCCCUACUUUCUACUUCCACUCACUGGCCACUUUAUUAGAAACCCCUACCAUCUACUUCCACUCACUGGCCAUUUUAUUAGAAACCCUGCCUUCUACUUCCACACACUGGCCACUUUAUUAGAAACCCCUACCUUCUACUUCCACUCACUGGCCAUUUUAUUAGAAACCCUGCCUUCUACUUCCACACACUGGCCACUUUAUUAGAAACCCCUACCUUCUACUUCCACUCACUGGCCAUUUUAUUAGAAUACCUUCUACUUCCACUCACUGGCCACUUUAUAAGAAACCUCUUCCUUCCACUUCCACACACUGGCCAUUUUAUUAGAAACCCAUUCCUUAUACUUCCACACACUUGCCACUUCAUUAGAACUCCCUUCCUUCUCCUUUCAAACACUGGCCACUUUAUUAGAAACCCCUACUUUCUACUUCCACUCACUUGCCACUUUUUUAGAAACCCCUGCCUUCUACUUCCACACACUGGCCACUUUAUUAGAAACCCCUACCUUCUACUUCCACUCACUGGCCACUUUAUAAGAAACCUCUUCCUUCCACUUCCACACAAUGGUCACUUUAUUAGAAACACUUACCUCCUAGUUCCACACACUGGCCACUUUAUUAGAAACCCAUACCUUCUACUUCCACACACUGGCCAUUUGAUUAAAAACACCUACUUUUUACUUCCACUCACUGGCCACUUUAUUAGAAACCCCUACCUUCUACUUCCACACACUGACUAUUUUAUUAAAAACCCCUUCCUUAUACUUCCACACACUGGCCAUUUUAUUAGAAACCCCUUCCUUCUACUUCCACACACUGGCCACUUUAUUAGAAACCCCUACCUUCUACUUCCACACACUGGCCAUUUUAUUAGGAUACCUUCUACUUCCACUCACCGGCCACUUUAUGAGAAACCCCUUCCUUCUAUCUCCACACACUGGCCACUUUUGAACACUUAACUCAUAGUUCCACCCACUGGCCACUUUUAGAAACCCCUAGAAAUCAGUAAAGAACUAAUUACAGAGAAUAGUUUUAUUACCUCACUUUACUGCAGCAUCCUGCAUCUAGCACUUAACAGAUAUUGUUGUUUUCUCGCUGAUCUCAGAUCUGAUAAUGUUUAUAUACACUCACUGUCCACUUUAAUAGAAACAGCUGCCUUCUACUUUCACCCUCUGGACACAUAUGUCCACUGUACACGUCCCCAAGCUUUUCUCAUCCAGUAUUUUUUAUGAAAUCAGAGGUAUUAAUAGAUAGCCUGACCCUUCACCACCAACACCUUCACUGCAGUGUGAUUUUGGAACAUUGGUGUGAGGAGGAUUUAAUUGCAUUCAGUCCUGA